Messenger RNA from Ostreobium quekettii, 870 nucleotides. NCBI's taxonomy places the organism in Eukaryota, Viridiplantae, Chlorophyta, Ulvophyceae, Bryopsidales, Ostreobiaceae. The record is from the annotation of a GenBank genome assembly.
AUGGUCGCCCUCUUCACCUGCCGGCUGGUCCUGAUCGGCGGGCUGGCCAGCGCGUCCGGCCUCUGCCAGGUUGCCUUCACGAUCACGCUGGCCCUGGAGUGGCGCCACGGCAGGCGCAUGGAGGCGAUCGCGAAUGAGUCUGGCCGAUCGGUGGCGAUGCACAGGGUGGUGGCGGCGGGCCUUGGCGCCGUGGUGGUGACCCUCCUCACGCCGGUCGCCAUGUCCGCCGUGGAGCUGAAGCCCCAUAGCCCCAGCUCCGUGCUCCUCUUCAAGGCCAUGGACUGCGGCGCGUUCACCGUCCUGGGCUCCAACCACUACCGGCCCCUUAUGCUCAAGCACCACCUGCCCAUCGUCCUGGCUAGCGCCGCGUGGUUCUGGCUGCGUGGCGCCGACUGCGCCUGCCCGCGCCAGCUGGCCGAUCCCGUCGCGACUCGGACGAUGGUCGGCCUGUGGGCAAAUCUGUCGGAGUCCUGUCGGCGCUUCCUCAGCGCGGUUUUCAUGUCCAACGUGGAACGGCGCCCGCCGCCUACCCCACCCGCCGCCUGCUGCCACAUGGGGCACGUCUUCCUGCUGGCCUCCCUCAUGGUGUCCGUGUACGUCUCCUUGGUGAUGGAGCAUGGUUCCAGGGUGCGCUUUCUUAAGGCCCAUUCGGGGGUCAGGGAGGGGUGGGAGCCCGUGGCCGGGAGGGCGCGGGCGCAGGAGGUGCUGAUGAUCGUGAUGGCCGUGGCGGUGGUGUGGGAGGUCACGGCGAGGGCGGCGUGCGGGCUGGAGCCGGGGCGGCGCGCCGGCUGGUCGGCGGGCGGAAGCUGCCCGUUCGGGAUUGGGGACGCGCUGAGAGGGUUUGUGUCGCCGCAAUGCGAUACGAUGUGA